Klebsormidium nitens is the source of this 4532-nucleotide messenger RNA. The record is from the annotation of a GenBank genome assembly. Lineage: Eukaryota; Viridiplantae; Streptophyta; Klebsormidiophyceae; Klebsormidiales; Klebsormidiaceae.
CUUCUGAUCAAUUUAGCUCUUGAAAGAGAAGGCGACGCUAGACAGCUCCCUUGGAAAUGCGUUUUGCAACGGUUGGAGCAACACAAGAAGACACUGGCAAAGCGAUCCAUAGAACGUUCUUCUGCAGGCGGUUGCUGGGCUGGGUGCAUCUAGAGAAGCACCAAGCACGGAGAAUGAGGUUGCCUUGCUCAGGCUGAUCUCGCAGAACACGUUGAAAGGGGUUCUGGCCAAGUACCUUCCUUUCGGACGCCAAUUUGAGUACUUGAGGACAAUCUCGAGAUUGUGACGUACUUCCUUGAAAGUAAGCUUUUUGUUUCAAUAAGGUUCCGCCAUGCCACCCUCUGAGCCCCCACCGGCAGACUUGCUGGUGCGGUGCCUGUCGCUGCUGAGUGCGACAGACCAAACCAGUUGGAGCAAGGAAGGCAAACUGACGAUAGAGGGAGAGGUUCGCAAGGCUGCUGGGUCGCGAAAUGGCAGCCUGCUGUCAGCUGCCUUUGACCUCAUUGCAAUGAUUGCACAGCUAGCCAGAUCUGGCUCCAACGAGGGCCCUGCCGAGGCCCUGGAAAGUGCGGCGCGUGAUCUGACGCAGCCGCUCGACCAGUAUGGCACAGGUCUGACCCAAUUUACACAAGGUCUCCUGGAAGAGACGGUCACAGCGCUCCUUCAGACGGUGGGACUGCUUAAGGCGCCCCUCAAGGACACGGACUCCAUCGAGCCAGCCGCCUCGCUGAUUGCGCUCCUCCAGCAACUGCGGCGCCAGCUGUGCGCCGAACCCGACUUCCGCGUCCCGGGGGCCCUCGUCUCGCGCAGCCAAGCGGUACUCCUGGGGUCCCCGGAGCAGCGGGCGGCCAAGCACAACUCGCUGCCGAGCCCGAUUUCGACAUUCCGGGGGCGGGACGCGCUGCUGAUGAGAAUGCAGCAGGUUCUGGGAGAUGUGCCUCCGCUCGGCCGCCGCACCGUGCUCGUGCGGAGCCGGCGGGGGAUGGGCAAGACGCAGCUUGUCUUGACAUACGUGCAAAGACACCUGACGCAGUAUGACAAGGUGCUGUGGCUCUCCGCGAGCACCCCCGCGUGGCGCGUGCGCUACUUGCAACUCGGUGCGUACCUGGGAGUGGACCUCAUCGCACAGGCAAGCUGGGAGGAGCGUGCGGCGCAGGUGCGAGCUGGCAUCCAAGCAUACCCGGGGCGCUUGCUACUCGUCAUCGACGGGGCGGACGAGAACGUCAACUUAAGCACGAUGGUGCCGACCGAUGAGCGGGGUGUGCUUCACCUGGUUGUCACCACCAGCACGCCCGAAAUGAAGGUGGCUGGCUCUGCCGAGGUGGAGGUCCCUGAACUAACCGACGGCCACGCGAUGGCCCUGCUGCGCGGCUCCGAGGAACCCGUUUCGGCAGCAGCCGAGGGCAAUCUAGCCGCCGCGGCCGCCGCGUUCAAGGACCUCACCUUGACGGUCGCUGUUGCGGCGUGCCUCUUCCGCGAAGGCGCCGCUGUGCCCUCUGCUCUCCUCGCGAACGCGGACCCUCUAGGGCUCCAGAGCAACCGCAAGCGCAGCGACGGUUCGGGUCAAUUCUGGCUCGGCCGUUGCUGUUACGAAGCGCUGCGGUUCCUAGAAGAGAGCGGCAAGGAGAAGGCGCUUCUCGCAUCGACGAGCGCGCUCGUCGGGGGGUGGUUCGGGCCCGGGGCGAUCACCCUAGAUUUGCUGGUCAGCGGCCUCCAGUGGCACAUUGGGAGCCGCGUGAAUAGCACGAAAGUCGAGGCGGCGCUGGUGGAGUUGAGCCGCCUCGGGAUUGCCACGCGGCAGGGGGACGGGUCGGUGAUUUUCCCGUCAGUGUUGAGAAACUACGUGGCAGCGGAUAAGAAGCGGGGGGGGCACCACUCGAUGCUGCGCGCUCUUGCGAGCACGAGCUGCGACUGGAGCAACAGCGACCACUUCCGGGCGGUCUGGUCGCGCCGUGCGGAGCUCUCAGACUCGUACGCCAGAAAGCAACUGGUGCUGCUGAUCGGGCUCAAGACGGUGCAAUUCUUCGUGGCGGGGUCGGGGGAGUACUCCGCAGCCGAGGCGCUGUGCACGCAGGCGCUCGCGUGGCUCGGCAAGGAGGAGCCCACGUGGCGCAGCGAGUUCACGGCCAUGCAGGCCCAAGCCCUAGCAGCGCAGCGCAAGUAUGCGGCCGCUUCGCAGAUUUGGCAGGCGCAGACGCAAGCAGCCGAGCCCGCAGACGAAGAAGAAACGUUCAUGCCCAAGAAUUUCCGGGCGGGCGUGCGGCCGCUCCCCCUCGACAUCUCCCAGUCCCAAGACAUGUCCGUAUACGCCCCCCAAAAAACACCAGAGUCCCCCGAGUCCCCUGGUUCGCCCAGUGGCAGUCUGGACAUAUUUCAUGCUGCGCUACCGAACCUGCGCACGACGCCGCUUCCCGAGGGGAACGGAAAGGCGGAGACAAUCAUCGGGGGCAGCGAGGCGUCUACGCCCAAGAGUGCGCUGUCGAUCGUGUCUGCAUUCGGCAUGCCCAGGAAGCGCAUCCAGCGCAACACCAAGACCCCCCCGCUACGUUCCAUGAGCCCGAGCGCGUUCCCCAGCAGCCUCCGCCGCAGCACUUCCACGCCUCUCCAACGCCCCACCCCCCCAAAAACGCCCCGCUCGGUAUCCCCCCACCUCGGGCGCUUCCAAACCCUCAAGAACGGCUCCCCGGAGGCAACCGCCGAGGUUCUGCGGCAGGAGGGCGACACUCUCAUGCGCGCGACGCCUAUCGUCGCGCGGCCCGCGUCGGCGUACCAAACACGGCGCAAGUCUUGGAGCCCGUCCCUGCGCACGAGCCUCGAGCACGAGCAAAAGGAGUUGGUCGCCACAAAGGUCCCCGAAGCGCUGCUGGGCCACGCGGCGGCAGCAGCGUGCGAGGGCGACCUUCAGGGGGCGCUGCACCUGCUCGACCAGGCGAAAGAACACCCGGCCACCGCAGAGGGGGGACACGUGGCACAGGUUCUGCUGCGGCGGGGCCGCGUGGAGACGGCGCUCGGGGACCGAGAAGCGGCGCUCAAGAGUCUCGCGGAAGCGGCGGAACAGGCGGAGAAGCUCUGGGUGAAGGACAAUGUGCGGAGGAGUGAGACGGCGGUAGCGUAUGCGGACGCGUUGGUCGCGGCGGGGCGAACCAGGGAAGCGGCCCCGCUGUACAAAAUGGCGGGGGACAUGCUCGCGAAAGAGAUUGGUGCGUCUCACCUUGUGGUUCUCGAGGUCCGCCAACGGCAAGCGGCCGCCGAAGUCGCGGGGGGAACAGCAGGGGAGGGGGUAGGCCUACUCGAGUUCGGGCGCGCCGCAAAGCAAGCGGCGCUGCUGCCAAAUAGCACGAUUCGCGCGACCGGGCUACAGGCGCUAGCGGAAGCAUAUGCCGCUCAGAGGAGAAUGGACGCAGCGCUGGCGUGCUGGGAGGAAGCCGCCAAGAUCCAGGCGUCGGCGCUUCCGUCCCGAUCCCCAACAGUCGCCCGGAGCCUUCUGCUUGGGGCGAGUUUAUACCAGGCCAAAGGGCGCAAGAAAGAGGCGUCGGACGCAGUCAAACGAGCCCUGACCAUCGAGGAAAGCAUCCAGCCAACCGGAUCAAGCCACCUGGCGCUCAGCCUGGCGCAGGCGUCAACGGUCAUGCGAGCACAGAAGAGGUACGACGAAGCCCUCGCCACCGCACAUCGUUCCGUCGCUCUGCACGGAAGGACUUCGCCCGCAAGCCCGCUCGAGGUCGCCGCCAGCUUAGACGCGCUCGGUAGUGUGCACAUGUGCCGCAAGCGGUACGCUGAGGCGCAGCCGCUGUUCAACCGGGCCCUAACCAUUCAUGAGGAGACUAAGACUGCCACUAGAGCGACGGCCGAAUUGCUAACUAACAUGGCCGAAUGCGCCGAGGCGCAAGGGCGAAAGGAAAAAGCGCAGCCGCUGCUGGAAAGGGCUGUGGGUAUUUUUGAGGAUCUGGGGGUGAGGGAGGAUGACCCCGCGUAUGCAAAGUCAAAGAAGAAGCUCGCGGGGUUCAAGCGGCCACUGGGCGGCUUCUGUUGCUCGGCCCCGAGUACCAUGUGAAGGAGAGAGAUUCGUUUGGUCUAACACCGCCCACUGAUAUUGGAGAAUGAGUCGACCAUUAGGUUGGAGCAAAAGGUAGUCAAAUGAUCUGUAGACGUACUUCGAGUUGUAAGUCCGACGGUUAUUCUCUUUGCUUAAGCAGAUGAAGGUUUAUGGGCAUCCAAUACGUGUUGAACUAAAAGGACUGGUUGCCAUUCGUAUGCAGCAGCGACAGCGAGCAAUCUUUCGAGACCAACGUUACGAGACAGUCUAAGUAUUGUGCUUUUAUUUAAACUGAGUCAGUUGUGUCCAGCUGAUGUGUUAGUAAGUUUGCAAGUUGGCAAGGCUGGUGUCUCAGAAGAUUCGAAAAAGCUCGCCAGAGUUGUUGCAAAGCUGUCAAACAUUAACCUUGAACUCCACCAAUCCAUAUUUUGUAGAUUUGAAAGUUGCCUGAGUCCAGCUCCAAUUGGUCUUAAAAAUUCAUCCUCGAAAAGCCACG